Homarus americanus (American lobster) is the source of this 2455-nucleotide messenger RNA. RefSeq names its product deubiquitinase OTUD6B-like. The coding region runs from base 126 to 1046 and encodes 306 amino acids. Gene Ontology annotation, biological process: protein deubiquitination. Gene Ontology annotation, molecular function: cysteine-type deubiquitinase activity. Lineage: Eukaryota; Metazoa; Arthropoda; Malacostraca; Decapoda; Nephropidae. The transcript has 9 exons. The record is from RefSeq and is a predicted model, not a curated record.
CUUGCUGAUUGACUUGCCCAGUAAGGUGAUGUACCGACAAAAUUUAGUCAAUAUAAUCAACAUUUGUGAUAGGUUUUGGUUUCUGGUGUAAUAAAACUAUUAUUUAUCUGUUACGGUCCAUAAAAAUGGCUGAUGAAACAAAUGGAGCCUUGCUGAUAGAGGAGGAGCUUGUGGCCACCCACCGUAGAGAGAAGAAGGAACUACAAGCAUGUAUCCAACAACUGAAGAAGUCUGCCAACAAGGAUAAGAAGAAGAAGAAAGAGGCAUCAGAUGAAAUAGCACGAAUGGAGAAGGACUUGCAGGACAAACACACUCAAGAGUUAGCUGCACUUAAGACUUCCCAGCAGGAGGUAAAUGUAGUGAGCAAUGGUGUGGACUCAUUGACCCUUACUGAUGAGGAUCCUGGUGAACCAGAGGAAGUAGAUGGUGACAUUGAAUGUAGCCAGCCAGGAGGGAAGAAGUUGAGUAAAGCAGAGAAACGCCGUCAGAAGAAAGCAGAGGCCAUCCGGGAGCGGGAGGCAAGAAUUAAGGAGGAGGAGGCCAAUAAUAAGUACAGCGCUCGUAACAUAGAAGCGGAGAAACUAAAGUUGUUACUACGAGAAAGAAAACUAAAGAUGCACGAGAUUAAACCUGAUGGCAAUUGUAUGUACACUGCCAUAGCUCACCAGAUGGAAGGAAACACAACAGUUCCAUGGCUUCGACUACAAGCUGGUCAGUUUAUCCGCCAAAACAAUGAGGCCUUUGCACCUUUUAUCACCGACCCCAAGACUGGAGAACUACUGACACUGACACAGUUUGCUGAUUAUUGCUUCCAGAUUGAGAACACACCAGCAUGGGGUGGCCAACCAGAGCUUCGUGCCUUGUCCCAAGUGCUGCAGAGGAAGAUUGAAGUAUUACAGGCUGAAGGGUCACCCGUUAUAUUUGGUGAAGAGUACACAGAUAAGAAGACUAUCCUGCUAGCAUACUACCGUCACUACUACGGCCUUGGUGAACACUACAACUCUGUCACUGCCCUCACCCCCACAGCUGAGGAAGAAUCCAGAUAAUGUCAUGACUAUGCAAACUCUGACACUUCUGGCACCAACUGUAGAUAUCACUCCUGCCUCAUCUAUCAUGGUUACAAUCCAUGUCAAGGUUAGUGGUAGUCAGGUCUUGUACUGCUUGUUUGGGGAUGAGCUAACACUUGUCAGGCAGCCAGUCACCUAAUAAGUGUAUGAAUCAGAGCUGUCUGGUGCCUUGCUUGCUGAUAUUUUUUGUGGUGUUUGUGAUUGGAAAAAUAUGUCUGCAUUCCUGAUUAGUGCAGUGCCUGCGUUACCCCAGACAAUAUUAAUUUUUAGUGGAAGUGUACAGUACAGUACCCCUAUACACCCCUUCCCUCUCCCUCCUGCUCACUAGUGAAUGCUUCGAAAUCACACUUCAGAGUUCAGGCUUCACACAUCAUGGAGAGAGAGGAUUGGCAAUGCUAGGUGGUAAGUGCAGGAGUAAAGCCAACUUAUACAUCCUUUUUCCUCCAAACAGUACAGUAUACUUUAAGUUAGAUAUUAUUUUUGAGCACUUUUCCCACCACUGGGUUCAUGAUAUACUUUUCUGUUGUACAUCAGGAGUCGCAGUGCUCAUUUUGAAAUUUAUCGGACCCUUCCAUAAAGAUAUUUUUUGGAACGAGUGUUCAUUGUUACAAAUAAUAUAGUGCAGUAGAUUUACAGUACAGGUACUGUAUUUUCCACGAGAAUAUUGUAUUGAAAUUUGAUUUAUUUUGCCGCAGAAAUAUAUGUUAUGAUAAUUGUUGUGUUUUUUUAUUUUAUUUUAAUAAUUUAUGACAAGUUAUAUCUCAGUGAUUACAGGAAGUUAAUCAUGUGACCCACCUCUUGUGAACUGUCUCACAAUAUUUAUUUAUGUACACAGUAUCUCUAAAAAGUAUGUAUCUGUCUACACACUGUGUGAGACAUUAUGAGACAACAGAUGUUAGAUAUUGGGACAUGCAUUUACUUUGGUGUAUAUAGUUUAACCUAAGUAAUGCAAUGUGUACAGUAUUUAUUUUGGCAUACAGUAAUUAAUAUGGUGUUCGGUUACGAAAUGUAGUAAGAACAGUAUGCCACAGCCACGCAUACCAACCCUCCUGGGACAUCAUGAGAUGCAGGUAGCAUUUCGGAAGUCAUCGGACCCAUCCUGGCAGAUACUUUUGUGAGCUACUGUACAUAAAUGCAGCUGUGGACUAUUCUGGGUUACUGGAAAAGAGUGAGGGAAUUUCUCUCACUACAUUAUUCCACAAAAUUCACCAUGCUACAGUGAGUUUGGUUACAAGUCUUACAAAAUAUUGAGAUUUGAUUGUACAGUACUAUUAUAUAAUGUAUGACAUAGAUACUUUAUCUGCUACAGUGGCUACACUAUGAUGGCUUUGUCUGGUGUGAAUCCCAACAUAGUACAGUACAGGUCAUUAAUAAACUUAUUAAUCCUU